This is a messenger RNA of Thyridium curvatum, 1980 nucleotides long. RefSeq lists its product as uncharacterized. The record is from RefSeq and is a predicted model, not a curated record. The coding region runs from base 1 to 1980 and encodes 659 amino acids. Lineage: Eukaryota; Fungi; Ascomycota; Sordariomycetes; Thyridiales; Thyridiaceae. The transcript has 4 exons.
AUGACCUUUCCGGCCAAGAGCUAUGCCGAGGCCUGGACGGCCGACGGGCGUUCGGCGGAGGAGGACGAGGGCCUGGUCGCCGGCGGCAGCUCCGAGACGGAGGCUUGCUUGCCUGUUGAGCAGGCGGAUGAGCUCGGUAAUAUUCCCGUACUGUCUUCGACGUAUCCGGUAUAUGUUACAAUACACCGCAUUCAACGUUUGAUUCUUGCGAGCAUUGAUGAACCCUAUACUCUUGAGCAGUUGAAACACCCACGCAUCAACGCACUCAUCGUCCAGCCCUUGGUCGACAGGCUUUAUGAUGCCGAUGACAUCUCUACGGUGUACUGCCUGUUGGCCAACAAAUUGCACUUCAUGCGUGAGCAGUCGACCUCUGUGCACCAAGCCGUCACGACGGCGCGAGCGACCCUGUGCGAAGUACUUGCUACUCGCAUCCUGCGGCAGUUUCACGAAGUCAACUCGGGCAAUCAAGGGCUUUUGCUACUCUCUCGCAUGCUCGUAGAAGGAUUUGACCCAUUCCAGGGCGCGCCCCAGGCCGUUGAGACUGGCGGCCGGCAACGUGUUCAAUGGCCGGUUCAGGAGAGAGGCGGUCAUGAACGCAAGGUCACCGCUCUCGAGCUUGCCAUCUUGUCCGAGAGCAAGAUGUUUAUCAGCUCGGCCGGAUGCCAGAGAGUUGUCAACGCAGUGUAUGAAGGGCGUGUCAUCUACACCCCUUUGUCCUUUGUCGACAUCCUGCCGGACCAUUACAAGCAUCGUCCCGUCUCACUCUACGAUCCACGCAAGGCACCUAUUCUUAACCACCACCGCCUCAUUGUACCGCGCUCUCGCAACUUGAUCGAAUUCAUCCACUUUCUUGUCCUACUGGCUCUCUACCUAUUGACUAUGUUGUAUCGGAACAGCAGUAGCGAGAUAUUUGAGCUGCUGUUUUGUCUCUACACAGCUGGGUGGGUCUUGGAUGAGAUUGCUGCCGUGGUCGAACAUGGCUGGGAAGUACACUCCCAGAGUCUAUGGUCCUUUCUCGACAUUACAUUUUCGUCCAUCUACGGCGUCUAUCUACUAGCUCGUGUCUACGACAUCAUCGUCGGGCGCUUCCCCAACGGACAUGGCCUACACAUACUGGCUCUGGCAGCCCCGAUACUUCUCACGCGAGUCGCCUUCAACAUCAUGCCCAACAAUAUCGUCUUCAUCUCACUUCACGCCAUGAUGAAGGACUUCAUGCUUCUCACCUUCUUGGCUGCAUGGUGUUUUAUGGGUUUCCUACUUGCACUGCAAUGGCUCAUCGAUGCAAACGAUAAUUUUAGCGAGACUCCAACGUGGUUCACCAUCGUCAAGUGGAUGUUGUGGAUCUGGUUCGGUCUGGACGGAACGGGCAUCGAAGAGUCUGUGCAGUUCCACCUCAUCUUUGGUCCGGCACUGAUGAUCGGUUUCGCCUUCCUGGGGAACACUCUGUUUCUCACGAUCCUGGUGGCCAUGCUCACAAACACCUUUUCCAAGAUCAUCGCGGACGAGACAUCAGAGGUUCGCUUCCGCCGAGCUGUGCUCACCUUUGAAGGAGUCAAGAGCGACGCAAUCUUCGCAUACCCCCCACCGUUUAACAUAUUCGCCCUCCUCUUCCUGCUGCCGCUCAAGUUCUUCGUGUCGGCAAAGACAUUCCACUCGGUCAACGUCAACCUCAUCCGCGCGCUGAACCUGCCCACGCUCCUGCUGAUCACGCUGUACGAGCGCCAUCAGUUUUCCAGCAGGACGCGGAGGAAGGGGAAGAACUCCUUCUUGGCGUGGCAGUUCAACUACUUCUCGCCGCAUGCCGACAUCGACGCUGUGUUCAAAGCGGUGCCCCCGCCAGAGAUCUGCGAUGCCAUCGAGGCCCUGGACAGGAUUGGUGAUGCGGUGUCGGAGAAGUCGGCUGGUCCGUCCCGCCGAAGACCAGUGCCACCACGGGCUUGGUCUCCUCACUUGCCGAUGACGGGGGAGCAUGAGGACUAG